GUGAAUGUAAACAUUAAAGUGAAGGAAGAGGUUGUGGAGGCUGUGUUCUUAUUUUACUACAUUCUCAGUUUAGGGAAUGUCUGGAAUUGGACAUGAAGCAGCAGCUGUUCAAGUUUUGACCAGGGCAGUGCAGCUUGAUAAUGAGAAGAAAUUUUCUGAGGCCCUGGCAUGUUAUGAGCAAGGAAUACGUUUACUGCUACAAGCAGCUAAAGAGGUACAAGAUGAGAGUAAACGAAGUCAUUUCCGGAAAAAGACAGAGGAGUUGUCCCGAGCCGAGGCCAUGAAGGAAGCAGCAGCCAAGCAACGCACACUGGCACGUACUCACACACAGAUCCAGAUAGAUGCUGGGGCAACUGGUUAUAGCUACAAGACCAUCUUUGAACCACUCAUUGACAAAACCCUCUCAUCUGCCACAGUGGAGGAUGCUUAUAUACGCUCCACUCAUCAGAUAUAUAAUUUCCUCCAGUUUUGUGAAUUACUGGUCCAUAAAGCUGAAUGUCUGAAGCUUAUUGUCCUCCAAACAACACGCGACCCCGGAGAUCACAGAACACAACACAGUCGACUGGAGGAAAUUCAACACUCACUCAAGAAGCACAACGUGACACUAACCAUUGAGUAUUCUGACACAAUCCAUGACAGAGAGAUCAGGUGAGUCUCAGUAGUUAUUAUUGUUAACAAAAUGACAAGCACUAUACCCAUGCUGGACAUACUGCACAGAGAUGGAGCCUCAGUAGAGUAAAUGUUGUAGUUGUGAUGGAAUUAGUUAAACCAGGUUUGAAUAUUGUUCUUUGGUGUCAUUGCUGCCAAGUAAAUUACCUCUUAAGAUUGACCCAAGUGACAGAAGAUAACAUUACAGUACAUUUGUAGAAUUUAAACAAUGUUAUCAUUUUUUACCUAUUAUAGAAAUAUAUAUUUUUAUUAAUUAUUUCUUAUAAUUUGCUUAUCAGUGACUUAGCUAAUUACCAGUGUUUUCUUUUUCAUAAAAUUUACAACCCCAUUUGGUAAACAUAUUUGCUUUAAGAGCUAAUUUAUACACUGAAAGUUCAAAUGAAGCUGGUCUUCAGAACUUAUGAUCCAUCCCAACUAACUGUGUGUGAAAAUCUAAGGGAUAAAUUCAAAUAACAAUUAGACAAAAUAUUAUAGUACAAAUCAGUGAAGAUUAUAUCAGUGUUGAUGUACCAAACCAAACUUUUAAAUUCUCUGAUGUAUCACAUUCCAGACUUUGUGUACUUGACCUUUCUUGAAGAAUAUGGCAUUAAUGGCUGCUACAGGUUAUGAUAGGUGUGGUUGUGUAGGUCACUAUUAACAAGUCACCAGGCAGUAAACCAAGUCUGGCGACAGGUGUAGGUCACUAUUAACAAGAGUCACUAGGGUCACCAGGCAGUUAACCAAGUCUGGUUGUGUUGCAAAUAUUGAAAAACUUGAAAUGAGCUAAGGU
Molecule: messenger RNA, 1438 nt
Organism: Cherax quadricarinatus
Lineage: Eukaryota; Metazoa; Arthropoda; Malacostraca; Decapoda; Parastacidae
Source: RefSeq, a predicted model, not a curated record